Messenger RNA from Cydia pomonella (codling moth), 10596 nucleotides. RefSeq names its product serine/threonine-protein kinase Pak (gene Pak). Bases 681 to 2420 code for a protein of 579 amino acids. Gene Ontology annotation, molecular function: ATP binding; protein serine/threonine kinase activity. Gene Ontology annotation, biological process: protein phosphorylation; regulation of axonogenesis; intracellular signal transduction. The transcript has 13 exons. The record is from RefSeq and is a predicted model, not a curated record. Lineage: Eukaryota; Metazoa; Arthropoda; Insecta; Lepidoptera; Tortricidae. Gene Ontology annotation, cellular component: cytoplasm.
UAAUGACAGUUAUUGAAAGCCAGCCGGCCAAUACUAUCGUCCACAACAGUAUAAUAGUAGCGACUGCAUAUAAUCUCAUUCAUUUUGGUUCCUUGUGUGUUGUAACUAUAAAUCAUGUUGAUACCGUGGACGACAACAUUAAAGUGUAAUGACUAUAAUAAUAUACCGUGGUCACCCACGAUAAAGUAUGAAAAACCCUAUGACUCAAUGCGUGUUAGCACAUAAACAUGCAUUUUUUGGAAUGGUUUUGAGAUUGAUGAUCCUGUUAUCCUGUAUGAAUUUAACGAACAUGCGGUGGAAUGAGAUAGCAUUAUCUCUUGCUCCCUCUAACGUAUAACUCCAUCCCUGACGCUUGGCAUGUUUCGGCAAUAACGGAGACAAAAAUUGAAGGAAGAUUAUUUAUUUUACAAAGUCAUGGUACAUCACUAGCGUAAAAGAAAGAAAAUGUAUGAUGGUCUUGGAAUUGAAAGUAAUGGCGGCUUCUCCAGUCAUUGCUGCUUUAGUUCUAACUAUUGAAAUAAGCCUACAUUCAUCAUAAUAUAGAUGGUUUCACUGAAUUGUAGAUUAUCUUGGUUUUGUUCUUCUUUAGUGUGGUGAUUACUUGAAAUGUGACUUCGGUCUGUCUCCGAGAAUUUAUUUUUCCAGAUACAUUCAUUUCCAGAACGGCAAAGUGGAGUAGCAUGUCGAGUGACGAAGACAAGCCGCCGGCGCCGCCCGUGCGCCUCACCAGCAACCGCGCCGUUGACCGCGUGGACUCUGCCCCCUCCGUCGACAUGAGGCCACUACCCAAAGAACCGGAUGACGGCGGUGACAGGAAAAAGAAAACAUUGAAGGCUAAAAUAAAGGGAUCGAAAAGCACCGCACACAAUGAUAACAAGCCUAACAUUAGCUAUCCAACCAAUUUCGAGCACACGGUCCAUGUUGGAUUUGAUGCGGUUACUGGAGAAUUUACGGGAAUGCCGGAAGCAUGGGCGCGGCUGCUUAUGGCGUCGAACAUCAGCAAGCAGGAGCAGAAAAGCAACCCGCAGGCCGUGCUCGACGUGCUCAAGUGGUACGACGCGUCCGCCACGCAGCCGCCGCCCUCCAAGUACAUGACAUCUGCUCAGAUGCACACCACGCACUCAGGGUCAUCGGUAUCACGAGUGUCUUCCAGUAGUCCAUCGUCGUCGACCCCCACGGACACGGAGCACCCCGAGCCUCCGCCUCCGCCACCGUCUCGACCCGAUCGCACAAAGAGUAUAUAUACGAAACCAAUCGAAGAGGAAGAGGCCCCGCCUCCGCGGCCCGCGCCGUCGCCGGCGUCGCCACCGCACGUCCCGCAUGCUACCGUAACUGCACAUCCGCAGAUACCGAGCAGAGUGGAGGUGAGCCCGGCGCCGACGCCGCUGGACCGCAACAAGAACCCGACGGCCGCGCCGGCGCCGCAGACGCCGCCCGCGCACGCGCCGCACCCGCCGCCCUCUAACGGCGCACAGACCAACACCGAAACCGGAAGAGCGACCGGACAGCAGCAGAGGAAAAAGAAAAUGACUGAUGAGGAAAUUCUAGAGAAGUUAAGAACGAUUGUUAGCGUUGGUGAUCCCAAUCGAAAAUACACAAAAAUGGAAAAAAUUGGACAAGGGGCAUCUGGCACGGUAUACACGGCUAUCGAAACAUCAACGGGCAUGGAAGUGGCCAUCAAACAGAUGAACCUCAGCCAGCAACCUAAGAAAGAGCUCAUCAUCAAUGAGAUCCUGGUUAUGCGGGAGAACAAACACAACAACGUUGUUAACUAUCUAGACAGUUAUUUGGUUAACGAGGAACUGUGGGUAGUGAUGGAGUACCUGGCCGGCGGGUCGUUGACGGACGUGGUGACGGAGACUUGCAUGGACGAGGGACAGAUCGCGGCCGUCUGCCGCGAGGUGCUGCAGGCGCUGCACUUCCUCCACACCAACCACGUCAUACAUCGAGACAUCAAGUCUGAUAACAUUCUACUCGGCCUUGAUGGACAAGUUAAAUUGACUGACUUCGGUUUUUGUGCGCAAAUAUCCCCUGAACAAAACAAACGAACGACGAUGGUGGGAACUCCAUACUGGAUGGCUCCUGAAGUUGUCACGAGAAAGCAAUAUGGACCCAAGGUGGACGUAUGGUCGUUAGGUAUUAUGGCUAUAGAGAUGAUCGAAGGAGAACCGCCUUAUCUUAAUGAAAAUCCUCUUCGAGCUCUGUACCUGAUCGCGACCAACGGGAAGCCAGACAUCAAGGACAAGGACAAGUUGAGUCCCGUGUUCCAGGACUUCCUCGACAAGUGCCUCGAGGUGGACGUCGACCGGCGCGCCACCGCGCUUGAUUUGUUAAAGCAUCCGUUUUUGAAGUUGGCCCGGCCUCUGGCGUCGCUAACGCCUGUGAUCAUGGCGGCGAAGGAAGCCGCCAAGGGGCAUUAGCGCAGGCUGCCGGCGGCCGCCGCUGCCGCGCCCGCGCGCCCCUAGCGCCCUCAGUGCCUGCUGCAUCGUAAACGAACGCUUCACACGAACUAACUACACCACACCUCAGCCACAGUACGAAUAUUACUAAUAAAUACGUUAACCUUUUUUGGUUCAUUUACAUGAAUUGUUCGUAUUUGUGAUAAACUUUCAGUACUUCCAGACAAUCACUUAGACUGAUAGCUAAAAAAAUGCGUUUUCCACACGAUAAACGUUUUCAAUCACCUAGCUAAGACCUGUGUAUGAAAUAGUAGGAUUAUGUAAGUCCACCUCCGAGAUACUUAAAAUGGUCUUCAUACGUCUGACCUGACAGUAAAAUGAGGAGUGUCUGUCCAAUAGGACUUAUUCCAUUUUUUUUUUCAUCAUUAAGUAUGAAUACAGUUCUUCUAACAUUAAAUUGAGCAUUUUAAUGAAGAUCAAAUUUCUAAAAGUCUCUUCUCGUUCUCUAAAAGAAAGGUUCAAAGGAAAAAGGAAGGUAUUGAAGUAAUACAUGUGCGAUUAGGUAAUUCGCCACUCGUGUCGAUUUAAAAACCUUCCUUCGGUCGUGUUUUAAUAUAUCGCCACUCGUGAAUUUCCUAUUUUUCGCACUUGUGUCGUAAUUCUCUAUUUCCCGAAAAAAAAUUUUGGAAAGGAAUAAGCCCUUUUGAAAAAACACUCCUCAAACGUAACGUCGUAGUUGCACCUCCUCAGCUUGGUAAAUAAGAAAUUACUCUUCACCAAUAACCGGGACUGUUCCUGAUGAAAGUUAAAAUGUUGACCCUCUUUUUUAAUGUUUUUGAAAUAAGCAAAUAAACGAAAGACCGUUUCUCUUAACUCGAAUAGGGAUACACAUGACAGUUGAUGCAUAGAUUAUUUAAUACAGUGCAUUGUUAUUAUUAGUAUCGAAUUUAUCGACAUUAUCAUUUCCCUUAUUUCUUGGGCUAGGCAUUUUUAAAUAUGGUUCUUUAUAUGUAUAAUUUCUGGAACAUGAGACUUCACUUCCAUAUGAUGGAUAGUAUUUUGAUGUCUUAAGUGUCGUGCAAAAAGUUAUUGAUUAAACUUAAUAUUUGACAACCCGAGUUACCGCAUAAUGUACGGAGCCGUACAGCGCCAUCUACAUCGACUGUCUUAUUCGAAGCACGAAGUCGUCUUAGAGUUGACACAUUUUACUAAAUCAAUUAAUCUUUAGUAACGUGGCAUGACAUACGAGGGGCAUAAAUUGGCAACGUAUUUUGUUAUAUUAUUAGGUGGUAUAGUUAUGUAUUAUUUAAAGCGCAGCAACAUUAAAUUGUACUAAACUUUUAGUAUACUUACGAGUGUAUACAGACAUUUACCUAAGGACUUGAUAACUUAACACCCUUUGCCACUGUUUUAGAAAAGGUGGGUCUGACCAUCACUAUCCAUCUAAUAUUUUUAAUUUUUAUCUUUUGCAAAAUCAAGGUAAACGUCCUAGUGAUCGACAUGCUAAUGCACCUCACAACAACAACUGUCACCUCUAUUGACAAUGCCAAGUAGUGGGACAGUGACGAGCACUGAGACGUCUACCUUAGGCUGCGUUGCCACUAUACCGUAACGACAGAUAAUCGUGCGUCGUGGCCUGUACAUUUAGAUAGAGAUGUUCACAUGUAGAACGGUAAUCGUACUGUCGUGGCUUGUAUAUUUACUAACGACUAUCUGUCUUUACGCCAAAGUGGGAGCGCGGCCUUAGUCCGGAUAUAAACGAGGAGCCCGAGCGGAUCUUACAUUACACAUCGUGUUCCAUGACUGACUGAUGAACUGCUGGUUGGACCUACCUUAGCCAUUGGUUCCAGACCGUUAGAGAAUGCCUAUUUGUUCCGUUUGAGUCCUGUUUUCGUUGGAGUUUAGCUAACCUGUCGUCAAUCAGUUAGGACAAGUUUUGUGAAACGGUGAAGUUCGGCAGUUCAGUAAGUGGCCGACCUAUUAUACUCUUUCGCAAAACAUCCAGGCAUUAUGUUAAAGAUGACGAUAGUUAGAGAGCAAUAUUUUAUCUGUAUAGUGGCUGCUGAAAAUAAAGUGAUCGUAUUUUUACAUGAAGAGAUUAAUUAAGAGUGCAGUCCAGUAAUUAAAGUAUUUAAGGAAUCCUAUGUAACGUAGUGGUGUUAUUUAUUAUUUAUUAGCGACGAUAUCUCUUAUUGACGCGUUUCUUUCAACUGUGACGUCAUAAAGAGAUUGACUCUAGGACCGAUAGAAAUAGAUAGAUCUCUUAGAUAUUUUGACAUUACAAAUAAAUAAUAUAGCUGCAAAUGAAGACUGGCAGUGAAAAGUUCGAAGAUCUUGUAAAAUGUAAAUUGUAGAAUACAUUAGGUCUGUUACAGUUAUUACCUCAAAUUUGGAGGUAGCUAGCUGUCGAGUACAGUAAAACACAUCUAUAUCAUUAUAAGAAAUUAACUUUUUGGCAUUUGCCAACCUACAACAGAAUUAUUUAAUAAAUAAACAACCUUUUUUAUAAUCUUCCAAUGUUAUUUAGGACCCCUUACGGAAGAGGAAUGUAUGUGGAUCAAUUAUAAUUUAAACGAAAAAUUACACUCUUGGUGAUUUUUGAACAGUUUUCAAGGUGGAAUAGAAAUGCUCCCCUCUUACAACAUUAUCAACUUGCGGCAUCUCUCCGUAUGUGAUAGUGCGCUUUUUGUACAUUUAAGUAGUUGCAGUUCCAUAAAAGACUCUGAAGUUAUAUUUGUACCAUCUGCUACGAGGGUCAAUUGACAUAAUUCGGUAAUAUACUCCAGCGACCCUUUUGAGCAUUCGAAUACGCCCAUGAAAUUAGACAUUACAUUAUGCCCGGUUUGUGUAACGAAAUCGGUAUCCAAGUCGAAGGGAUGGAUUUAAUUUGAAGUUAUGUAAAGUGAAUAUUGCCUUGACUUAAUCAAUAUAUGUGAGGUGUUUGUACAACGAUGAUUGCGAGUCUUUUUCCAUAAAAAAGUUAUGAAGCUUUUAAGGCGUAUUUGCGAAAUAUAGUUUUUAUUACUAUUGUUGUAUUUGGUCAAUAAACCACCUUAAUAACCCAGUCAAAUAAUGGGGUUUCACCACGGAAUGAGAGAUAAAAGGUAGAAACUUAUAUACGUCUUCAUUAUGUCUACAUCGGAAAAUCUCAUGUACGCGUUGCAUAUAAUUCAAGGUCAAGGUCACAAAAUUCGACUUUUUGCGAUUAUAAAGGGUUCUACAUCUAGGUAAACCUAGAUAAUAAAAUUUGGGGCGACAAGUUAUAUUCUAAUAUUUUUUUUAAUAAUAUAGAUAGAGAAUUCACGAUAGAAGGUACAGAAGGCAGCGGUCACCAAUCGUACUGUAGGGCAACGUCACCGAGAAUUUCGGUGAAUUGUUAUUUACGGGUCGUGUAUGUAUAUUUCAAAACAAAAGUUGUUCCUCCUGUUGAUUCUAUAAAUAAGCGCAUGUUUUUGUAUUCGCACCAAAAAACGUGGUUGACCAAAUUUAACAGAAAUAAACUAUACAUAGCAGUCUAUAGUAACUAACCUAUUAUUUGAUUCAAGUGUACAAAAAUUUGGAUCGCAUGAUUCAAUAGAUUUUAUAGCACAUUUUAGUUCGUACGAAUUAUAUUGUACAUGUGAUGAAUAAAAUUACAUUUUCGAGUUGCUUGCCAGCAGGCCCUAUAUGGUAGAUGAACACUUCAGGGCAUUCCAGAAAAGUGUCCAGUACGAAACUAUUUUUUUUACACUUCUGAUAAAGCUAAGAAGCCGAUAUUUGGCAUGAUAACGUUUGAUAAUUUAGUUUUAAAUUCAAAUGUAUAUAAUACAGAUUUGUGCAGGUUAUCUAGGGUAGCUGCUACACCUGUCACGUCCCGGCAAUGUAGACUUUUUUGUGGGAUGCCCCUUCAUAUCCAUGCUAUGGUAUAGAACUAGAGAUAGGUCCGGUUCUAACUAUUAGGGACAAGUCAACUUGUAUGCGAAAUAUAAUAACUUUUUGUACUGCUGCAGUGUGAGAUUACUAAUGUAGCGUUUACGUAUUAUUUUAUUUUUAAAAUUGACACGAAAUUUUAUGUAUGUAUUGCAAUACCAAGUUAUUUCUUGAAAGCAAUUCUGUCCAUAGCCGAGUGACAUGAUGUAAAUGUGGGUUUCACAUUGUAGCGUAAUACUUUCCUUGUGCGCGGUAUCCGAAUGGAUACCAAAGAGAAAUUGUCCUGGAGUCAAUUCUAUAAAAACAAAAAAAGAUGCAUGUUUUAAAGGUAUAUUGCAAAGGUAUGUUGUAAAUGUCGAUUUCAGGAUUAAAUUUUGAACAUUUUAUGGCGACAGGAAACGUGUCCAAUGUGUCCAAUUUUAUAGCAGUGUCGUAAACAUGUUAUUUUGGUUAUUGAUAUUUAUCGUUAUAAAAUUUAGUUUUUAUCAUUAUCAAAUGUAUAUACUACAUAUUUCAUGAUAAUUAAAUUCCGGUUUUUUACUGUUUAUUAUCUUUGUUUAAAUUAUGAAUUAUACUUUAAUAUAAAGAAAGUUUAUUGGAGCUGGUAUUUAACAUGAACACAUGUAAGUGUAUAAUAAAAUAAUAAGCCUAGGCUCACCGGAAGCUACUUAUAUUAUGUAUUAAAAUGAAUCAUUUUAUCAUUAUUUGUCGUAGUAUACCAUACUACGUUAAUUUUAUUGUAAUUUUAGUGCUUUGUUCUUACCCACGCGUAUUUUUAAAAAUAUAAUUUACAAUUAAUGUUUAUUAUUUUAUAUUUAUUAUGAAUGAGAAAUGAUGUCGGGGUAGGUAUGUUUCCGUAAUGCUGUGCCUGCUCGCUGUCUGUUUAUAAGGUAUUUCCUGUGUACCUAAUAUGAGUAUUAUGACCGCAUACUUGUAUAUUUAAGACUUGUCUUUAUAUUUUUGAAGUUUGAUAGCCUGGUUGCCUGUAAUAUUAAGGUUUUUAAUUUUAUCCACAAAUUGUAAUGGGCUCUGCGGGCCUAUGUUUAAAUUAACCAAGUAGACGACUUAAAAACUAGAUAGAAUGCGUUCGUUUUUAGUGACGUACGACUUGACAACAACGGGCCUGACAUACCAUUUGCGUAUACCCUGUCAAGAUUAUAUGUGGCCUUCGCCAUGUUGCGGAUUUUCACUGUUACUAAUUUAUUUUACUGGAAAGGAGACUCUUGACAACAGUCGUUGGAAAUCACCGAAGGUCAUCGAUGUAUGCAAGAAGAAAAGAUUUCGUAAAAACCGAUAUUACCAUAAAAAUGCCGAAUAGAAUAAAACAUUUACAUAAAUAAAAGGACGAAGAAAUGUUACAAAAUGUUUUGAAGUUAGUUGUUGACCAGUAGCCUUACCACGACUGUCUUGGCAGUGUCAAACAGACAUAUUCGCUAACGUCUGCGUAACUUAGUUUUAUACAUCUCUCUCGUACUAAUAUACGUGUACGAGAAAAAUGCAUAUAAAGUAAGUUACGCACAUGCUAGCGAAUAUGUCAGUGUUAAACUGUACGGCUAUCACCAGCUACUGGUGGUAGCCGUACACACCGAUACUGACAUUUUAUUUGACCACACAUGACGUACGCACAUUAUUGCCAUACAUAAGCUGCUUGUAGCGUCUUUAUCCCGGGGCCAAAUAUAAUCUAGGCAGGCUUCACUCAAAUGCAUUUUUCAGCCUGAAAUCUUGAGAGAUGAAUCAGAUGAACCUCUCGCGCUCGUAACUGUUCGGAACCGUACCUCUGGAUGCCGUAGCCAUAAUGGCUUCAAAUUCGAGCCAGCGAACUCGUCAUUAGUCCUAAACCGCAACGCAUUAUGGAAGAAUACCUCAAGUCAUUAAAUAUUAGUAUACAAGUGACGCAUUUACUUAGUAUUAAGUUUUUAAAGUCUAUCGGAGCAUUAACUUUGUAUACAUUUGGGCGGUAAUACGAAGCUAAAGUUUCCUAGUUUUAUGGCACAAUAUUCAAAAUAAUUAACCAAUGAUUCAAAGACUCAAGUAUGUUUUUUUUUAAAUUUAAUAUUUUAUACAUUGAGUCUGCUUUCAAUAUACUUAACGCCUUUGUAAUCAAUGGCUCUAUGCUUUUAUUUUAGGUUGUGCCGAAUGACGCUAUUGUUUCCGAUUUAAUUUAGUCUAGAUCCUUGCAUAUUCGCUAUAAUUCUAUUACUUGUAGGUAAGUGUUGAUAUGAAUGCAGGAGUGGAAGUGAGAAUGUAUAGAGAAGGUAUUACAGAAACAACAGGGCGUUUGGUCGCCCUCCCUACUGUACAUAGUAUAUAACAAACACGUUAGAAUCGAGUACUCUUUGACAAUAUGAAGUGACCAAUUAACGCUACGUAGGUACUGCAACGGUUUCAGGUUGGUGCAAUCUACAACAUGCACUUGUAAUGGUAUCAGUUAUUUUUAUUCUCAUUGUGGGAGCCAUCAAAACUACAACCUAUGCGAACUAAAAUCCGGCAAUGAAUGAUAUGGUUAAAUCUUUUAAAUUAAUGUGCAUUUUCAAACAGCGCUUUUUAUAAUUACUUGUAGAUAUCAAAGUUUCAUAUCCACAAAUGAUCAAAGUACCGAAUAAAAUUACAAACAUAAUAUAAUGUUAGGUUGUCUGUGACUUUGAUCAUUAUAUAUUCCAAAACAACUCAGUGCUAGCAGUAAAAAGUCUUCCUGACUACCUCAAGCACAAAAUAAUUUCGAAAAAUAUUUUUUGGUAAGAUUUCUUAUGAGCAUAAAACAGCUUGUGAAAAUAUAAUUACUUACGUACACUUUUGGCGUAGUAGCGGGAAGCCAGUGAAGAUUAACAGAAAACGCUGGACAAAUAACAAAGGAAUAAAAAGUUUGAAGAAUAUAUUCUCAUACAUUGUAAUAUGAUUGUAUUUAUAUGUAUAUAUAUACAGAAUGAUUCAGGAGACGUGAGCAGGAUCAAGCCUGCAUAUUCGGUAAAUUAUCAGCAACUGUUUCGUACCAGUAUUUGUGAGAUUAACGUUAAUUUAAUUUUUACUGUUCAAAAAAAAGAGCUUCAUUUUAUUUACGAUAUUUAUGGUCACCCUCUUUGUUUUAUCCAUAAUAAGUGACAAAUUGCUGAUAAUUUACUGAAUAUGCAGGCUUGAUCCUGCUCAUACAUUGUAAUAUGCUUGUAUUUAUAUGUAUAUAUAUACAGGAUGAUUCAGGAGACGUGAGCAGGAUCAAGCCUGCAUAUUCGGUAUAUUAUCAGCAACUGUUUCGUACCAGUAUUUGUGAGAUUAACGUUAAUUUAAUUUUUACUGUUCAAAAAAAAGAGCUUCAUUUUAUUUACGAUAUUUAUGGUCACCCUCUUUGUUUUAUCCAUAAUAAGUGACAAACAGUUGCUGAUAAUUUACUGAAUAUGCAGGCUUGAUCCUGCUCACGUCUCCUGAAUCAUCCUGUAUAUAGUACUAUAUUUACAUAUUGUUCAAUUAAAAAAACUGCUUGAAUAUGUGCAUUUGGUAAAAAGAUAUAUAAUGCGUGGCCGGAUUUUAUUGUGUAUAAUAUUUAUUAAUCUAGCAAAUUACUGUUAGUUUCUGUCUAAUAAGUAUUAACCCUUUGACGCUAAAACCGCAGGUGUCGCGAGUGGUCUUACCUAUAGCACCAAUAAUGAUAUGCACUGUAAAGUAACUUAUUUUGCCAAUGAUGUUAGUGUGUUAGUGUGUGUGACACACCGACAUGAUACGGAUGAAAUCAAUAGUGGCUACCAAACAUAAUAAACAUGCGAAUGACCACAGUUCAACGUGUUUUGAUGGCCCCGACUCUUCAGCAUGCAUGAAAUCCACUAGGACUUGGAUAUUUUAGGUUAUAAGCAAUCCGGCCUAGUUCUUAGUUGUAAUUUCAGGUAUUGGGCCACUCAUGAGAUGGCCUACGUUAGUUAAGUACUAUGAACCGCACCAACCACGGCAAGAGUAUUUUGUGCAAUAAUGUAAAUUAUGUAUAACAUUGAAGGAAUUCACACAAAGUUAUUCUGUAUCGCUAAACACUUUUAAUGUUCUGUGAAAGAAAUGUAUUAACAAGUUCGUGAUUAUGAACAUAAUUAAAGCGUAAAAUUUUAAGUUUGAUAUAUAAUUGUAAUUAUGUAUUUAAUCUAAGUUACGAUUGUAUUAAUAAAUGUAAUAGGUUAUGUACAAGACAUUUAAAGCGAUUUAAACGUGUUCAUGAUUUUUGACAGUUGUAAAACAUCAGUGCCAUGUAUGAGCAACUUGUGCGUAUGAAUUACGAACAUAGAGGUACUAUAAUAAAAGACUCACCAUGUAA